AAGCCUCACACACUCUGAAUCACUGAGCAGGAGAGAAGCUGAACUAUGGAGCGGUUUCCUCCCCGGAGCUGAGAGCGGAUUAAACACCGCACAGAGGCCCGGCUCGGUGUUUAACCCCGGACACACAGGUGUUUGUGUGUGCUGUGUGUGUGUUUGGAGGUGUUAGUGUGCAGUGAUCAUGCCGGUGAGGAGCAGGACGAUGAUGGACUCGGUGAAAAUAAAAGCGCACUUCGGAGGAGACAUGUUGAUCUCGUACCUGGAUUCGGGCGUGUCCUUCUCAGAGCUGUGUGAGGAAGUGAGGGAGAUGUGCAGUGUCCAGAGGAACUUACCCAUCACACUCAAGUGGAUUGAUGAUGAAGGUGAUCCGUGUACCAUCUCGUCUCAGAUGGAGCUGGAUGAGGCGUUUCGGAUCUACAGCAGGAGCAGACCUUCUGGACUCCUUCUGCACGUGUUUCCCAGUAUUCCGGAGAAGCCGGGCAUGCCGUGUCCUGGCGAGGACAAAUCGAUUUACCGCCGUGGAGCUCGACGAUGGAGGAAACUGUACCGAGUCAACGGCCAUCUGUUCCAGGCCAAGCGCUUUAACAGGAAAGCCUACUGUGGACAUUGCAGUGAAAGGAUAUGGGGUCUGGGGAGUCAAGGCUACAAGUGUAUAAACUGCCGCCUGCUGGUUCAUAAACGCUGUUAUAAACUCGUCCCUCUGACCUGUCAUAGGCAUAUGGAUCCAGUCAUGCCAUCCCAGGAGCCGCUGGUUGAUGAGAGAGGUGGAGAAGAGGAAGUGGAGCUUCCCCCAGAGGACACGGAGGACACGGAGGACACGGACAGAAUAGCGUUCCUGCCCCACAGUCGGACAGUGGACAAAGCUGAAGAUGACCCGGAGGGUGUGGUGGACGGGAUGGAGAAGCUGCAGCUAACAGAGACACUCACUCUGUCUGAUUUUGAUCUGAUGCGUGUGAUUGGACGAGGGAGUUACGCCAAAGUGCUGCUGGUGCGUCUGAAGAAGAACGAACAUGUUUACGCCAUGAAGGUGGUGAAGAAGGAGCUGGUGCACGAUGACGAGGAUAUCGAUUGGGUUCAGACGGAGAAGCAUGUUUUUGAACAGGCCUCCACUAACCCUUUCCUUGUGGGUUUACAUUCCUGCUUUCAAACUGAGAGCCGGUUGUUCUUGGUUAUCGAGUAUGUGAAUGGAGGAGACCUGAUGUUCCAUAUGCAACGACAACGGAAACUUCCAGAGGAACACGCCAGGUUCUACGCUGCUGAAAUCUGUAUCGCUCUAAACUUCCUGCAUGAGAAGGGCAUCAUUUACCGAGACCUGAAACUGGACAACGUUCUUCUGGACCAGGACGGUCACAUCAAACUCACUGACUACGGCAUGUGCAAGGAGGGGAUCAGACCCGGGGACACCACCAGCACUUUUUGUGGGACGCCGAACUACAUUGCACCUGAAAUCCUGCGAGGAGAAGAUUACGGGUUCAGUGUGGACUGGUGGGCUCUUGGGGUGUUGAUGUUUGAGAUGAUGGCUGGUAGAUCUCCAUUUGAUAUUAUGACUGACAAUCCAGAUAUGAACACAGAAGAGUAUCUCUUCCAGGUGAUUUUGGAGAAACCGAUCCGUAUUCCUCGCUCGCUGUCAGUUAAAGCAGCGAGUGUGUUAAAAGGCUUUCUGAACAAGGAUCCAAAGGAGCGACUGGGGUGCCAGGUUCAGACGGGCUUCACGGAUAUUAAAUCUCACACAUUCUUCAGGAGCAUCGACUGGGACCAGUUGGAGCAGAAGCAGGUAACGCCUCCAUUUAAGCCUCAGAUCACUGAUGAUUACGGAUUAGAGAACUUCGACACACAGUUCACCAACGAACCUGUACAGCUCACACCAGACGAUGAGGAUGUGAUAAAGAGAAUAGACCAGUCGGAGUUCGAGGGCUUCGAGUACAUCAACCCCCUGCUGCUCUCCACCGAGGAAGCAGUAUGAGGGAGGAAGACGACGGAACGGUUCUGUCGGCUCGCCCGCGGCUCUGAGCGAGCUACAGAGGGUUUUUUUAGUUCUGUGUGACUUCAGCAAGCGAGAGAGAAAAAACUCCCUACAGCACUGCAUCUUCUACGAAUUCUCAUCUCUCAGACUCGUCUUCUCAUCUCACACUCUCUCAGACUCCUCUGAAAUUGUUCUGGAGGCAAAAAACACAACAAAUGAAAACAGAACUGGAGAAUUUUUACAUUUAACAAAACUGAAUUCCCUCAAAAAUCAUCCAAAUUGUCUUCCUCCUUCCCAUCAUCCUCUCUGAUUUUGUUGGUUUUUGUGCCUGUCCUCGUCGUUACCCAGAAUCCCCUGCUACAGCUCAUGGUUCUAUUUGAGAACUUGAUUUAACGUGCACUUCUUCUUCUUCUUCUUCUUCUUCUUGUAUUUGUUGUUUUUAACUGAAUCUCAGAUGUAGGCAUGUGCCGAUGUUCAGGUUUAUAUGAGGCAGCAUAAAGACGAGGCGUCUCUUACAGGUCCGUCAGAAUCCCAUAAUUCACUUCACCAGACGAGAGAAUGUGCGAAAAUCACGGAUAAUUUUAUCAUGACGUAGUCAUUUAUCUGAAACAGGAUUUCGUAAACCGUGGCGAAAUGGUCACGUUAUAGAGCUGUAAUAUCGGCACAUGCUCACUCCGAACACGAAUGUUAAAUUAAACACGAUGUUUAAUUAAAAAGAAAAAUUUAAUUGUAAUUUACGCUGAUGUAUUUACUUCACUUACAAUGACUUUUUUAAAACCACGAUUUCUUUAAAUUUACUCACAAAUCAGCAGACAAACCAUUAACAAAAAAAAAAAAGAAACAAAAAGUGCCUCAAAGAUCAAA
This is a messenger RNA of Pangasianodon hypophthalmus (striped catfish), 2824 nucleotides long. RefSeq names its product protein kinase C, zeta (gene prkcz). The record is from RefSeq and is a predicted model, not a curated record. The transcript has 18 exons. Gene Ontology annotation, biological process: protein phosphorylation. Gene Ontology annotation, molecular function: diacylglycerol-dependent serine/threonine kinase activity; zinc ion binding; ATP binding. The coding region runs from base 179 to 1960 and encodes 593 amino acids. Lineage: Eukaryota; Metazoa; Chordata; Actinopteri; Siluriformes; Pangasiidae.